Molecule: messenger RNA, 1323 nt
Organism: Naegleria lovaniensis
Lineage: Eukaryota; Heterolobosea; Eutetramitea; Acrasida; Naegleriidae
Exons: 2
Coding region: 1-1323 (440 amino acids)
Cellular component (GO): Golgi apparatus
Molecular function (GO): alpha-1,3-mannosylglycoprotein 2-beta-N-acetylglucosaminyltransferase activity
Source: RefSeq, a predicted model, not a curated record
AUGCACCUGUCCAGAGACUUUUCGAAACGAUCCACUCUCGACAUCAAGUCUCUUCUGUUCAAAACCAAGUUCCGAACGUUUCUAUUGUUGUUGUGGCUGUUGUUCUUUCUCUAUUGUGGAUAUUAUUAUUUUUUAUUGUCAUCCAUAACUACUUCCGACAAGAAGAGACUGCAAAUUCAGUCCGAAAACAAUCGGGAUAGCAGAUCUACACGUGAGGAACAAGUAACAAACAAAGACAACAAAUUUAAAACUGAAAACCCUACAGUACAACAACCUGCAUUGUCUGAUUCAUCAAACGUGAUUCCGAUCGUUAUUUUUACCUAUCAACGAGCUGAAUAUUUGAGAGAGUGUAUUGAAACGUUACUUAGAUAUAUCCCAAACAAAGGUUUCCAUAUUUAUGUGUCACAAGAUGGGUUUGACGAAAAAGUAAAGGAAACUGUCGACAGCUUUGGAGAUAAAAUUAAAAAACAUUUCCAAAGAGAGAGAAAUGUCAUUAUUCCAGACAAAGUUUCAAAUGUUGUAGCCUACUACUCUAUUGCUCAACAUUAUAAAUUUGGAAUUGAUCAUGUAUUUGCAGAAGACGUAAAUUACGAUCGAAUUAUAAUCAUGGAGGAAGAUUUAAGAGUUGCUCCCGACUUCUUCGAGUAUUUUACAUACAUGUCACCUUUGUUGAAUAUGGAUACAUCUUUAUUUUGCAUUUCUGCAUGGAAUGAUAAUGGUAUGAAAGGAUUUGUAAAAGAUCCUGCUAAGUUCUAUAGAAGUGAUUUCUUUCCUGGCCUAGGAUGGAUGAUGAGACGAAAAUUGUGGGAAGAUGAUUUUGGGCCAAAAUGGCCACUUGGAUUUUGGGAUGACUGGAUUAGAGAAGGUGUCAAUAGAAAGGGAAGAGCUUGUGUUCGUCCUGAAAUAUCUAGGACCUAUACAUUUGGAUUCAAAGGAGGAGCAAGUUCGAACCAAUUUGCAAAUUAUUUGUCUGAUAUUGUUCUUAACACAGAAUCUGUGGAUUGGAACAAGAUUGACAUCAACUCACUUGUGAAAAGUAACUAUGAUGAAGAGUUUAUUAAGGAAGUUAAAUCAUCUACAUUAAUCAAGUUCAAUGAAAUUGGAGCAAGAGAAAAUGAGAAAAUUAGAUUGGAAUAUAGCACUAGUGAUGAGUAUAUGCGCAUUGCCAGAGAGGUUGGAAUCAUGGCAGAUGUGAAAGCUGGUGUUCCUAGAGGUGCUUAUUUGGGUACAGUCACUGUUAGACUGCGAUCCAAUACUUUAUACAUCACAACUCCAUCAUUUGCACCUCAAACAUACACGAAUUUACCACCAUACAAAAUUUAA